Molecule: messenger RNA, 2604 nt
Organism: Pseudonaja textilis
Lineage: Eukaryota; Metazoa; Chordata; Lepidosauria; Squamata; Elapidae
Gene: KCNB1
Product: potassium voltage-gated channel subfamily B member 1
Biological process (GO): protein homooligomerization; action potential; potassium ion transmembrane transport
Cellular component (GO): postsynaptic membrane; voltage-gated potassium channel complex; axon
Molecular function (GO): protein binding; delayed rectifier potassium channel activity
Source: RefSeq, a predicted model, not a curated record
AUGCCUGCAGGAAUGAAUAAACAUGGAUCUCGAUCUACUACCUCUUUGCCCCCGGAUCCCAUGGAGAUUGUCAGGAGCAAAGCUUGUUCCAGAAGGGUCAAACUUAACGUGGGGGGUUUGGCACAUGAGGUUUUAUGGCGAACCUUGGACAGGUUACCACGGACAAGAUUGGGUAAACUCAGAGAUUGCAAUACUCAUGAAUCUCUGAUGGAUAUAUGUGAUGACUAUAACUUGGAGGAGAAUGAAUAUUUCUUUGAUAGGCACCCGGGGGCAUUUACUUCUAUCUUGAACUUUUACCGGACGGGCAAGUUGCACAUGAUGGAGGAAAUGUGCGCCUUGUCCUUCAGCCAAGAACUGGAUUAUUGGGGAAUUGAUGAAAUUUAUCUAGAGUCUUGUUGCCAGGCAAGGUACCACCAGAAAAAGGAACAGAUGAAUGAGGAGCUCAAGAGAGAAGCAGAGACCAUGCGUGAAAGGGAGGGAGAGGAAUUUGAUAACACUUGCUGUGCAGAAAAGAGAAAAAAACUCUGGGACCUUUUGGAGAAACCCAAUUCUUCUGUAGCAGCCAAGAUUUUGGCCAUUAUUUCCAUCAUGUUCAUUGUGCUCUCUACAAUUGCCUUGUCUCUAAAUACUCUUCCUGAGCUUCAGGAUACAGAUGAGUAUGGAAAUCCUACAGAUAACCCGCAGCUAGCUCACGUAGAGGCCGUGUGCAUCGCAUGGUUUACAAUGGAAUAUCUCUUGCGUUUCCUCUCUUCUCCUAAGAAAUGGAAAUUUUUCAAAGGGCCCCUGAAUGCCAUUGACCUGUUAGCAAUCUUGCCCUAUUAUGUCACCAUCUUCCUCACAGAAUCCAACAAAAGUGUACUUCAAUUCCAAAAUGUCCGGAGGGUAGUCCAAAUAUUUCGUAUCAUGAGGAUACUCCGUAUUCUAAAGUUGGCCAGGCAUUCAACUGGUUUGCAAUCUCUGGGGUUUACAUUGAGGAGAAGCUACAACGAACUUGGAUUACUUAUUUUGUUUUUGGCCAUGGGCAUUAUGAUCUUUUCAAGCUUAGUGUUUUUUGCAGAAAAAGAUGAGGAAGAUACAAAAUUCAAGAGCAUACCAGCAUCGUUCUGGUGGGCAACAAUAACCAUGACAACCGUUGGUUACGGAGAUAUCUACCCUAAGACUCUUUUAGGUAAGAUAGUUGGUGGCUUAUGCUGUAUUGCUGGAGUCUUAGUGAUUGCCCUUCCAAUCCCAAUCAUUGUAAAUAACUUUUCAGAGUUCUACAAAGAACAGAAGAGGCAGGAAAAAGCCAUUAAGCGUAGGGAAGCCCUUGAAAGAGCCAAAAGGAACGGAAGCAUCGUGUCCAUGAACAUGAAGGAUGCUUUUGCACGUAGUAUAGAAUUGAUGGACAUCGUUGUUGAAAAGAAGGGAGAAAAUGCAGGAAAAAAGGAUAAAGUUCAGGACAAUCAUUUAUCCCCAAGCAAAUGGAAAUGGACCAAAAGAUCAAUCUCUGAAACUAGCUCCAAUAAAUCCUUGGAGACAAAGGAACAAGGGUCACCUGAAAAAGCUAGGUCUUCCUCUAGUCCUCAGCAUCUGAAUGUUCAGCAACUGGAAGACAUGUACAACAAAAUGACUAAAGCUCAGUCACAGCCAAACCUCAAUUUAAAGGAGACAGCUCAACCCAGCAAGCAAAAAGAAGAACUAGAAAUGGAGGCCAUUCCUGGCCCAAUGGUCCCUUUGUUGACUACUCGGGCAGAUGGAAUAAUUGACAUGCGAAGCAUGUCGAGCAUUGACAGUUACAUAAGCUGCAUGACUGAAUUUCCCGAAGCUGGGAGAUACUCUCAUAGCCCACUGACAUCACUGACCAGCAAAGGUGGAAAGCUUCCCCUUCACGACCCAUAUAGACUGGAAGGAAGUGGGUCCAAAUUCAUGGAAAUAAAACCAAAUCUGGAAAGUGGCCAUUGCUCUACCUUUUUCAUAGAGAGCCCCAAAAGUUCAAUAAAACUCAUUAACCCUCUAAAACUGAGGUCUCUGAAGGUUAAUUUUAUGGAAGAGGAUGCUGUAGGGUCAGCAGCUUCAAAUGUCCUAAGAAUAUACCCUGAUACCAUCAAGAACAGGGGAGCUACAGGUGCUGCCACAGAUAGUUCUGGCUAUUCUGAUCGGUCUCUGAUGAGUCCAGAAACUUCUGUUUAUACGACUGCAAGUGCUAGAACCCCUACAAAGUCACCUGAGAAGCAGGCACCGAUUGUUCUUAACUUCCAUGAUGCUGGCAUUCAUAAAUUUAUUGAUGCUGACACAGAUGAUGAAGGUCAGUUGCUCUAUGACUCAAGUCCUCCAAGAGCCUCUUCAGGACAUACUAGCCCCAAAUACAGCAUUUCUCAAAGAGGCUAUAUAAGGCAACGAGAUAACAUUUGUAAAACAGAGAAGGAUCGUUUAGCAACUGCUGCUUUGUCCUCUACACCCAAGCUUUUAGGGCAAAAUUGCCUUUAUUCCAUGGAAAAUAUCACUGGAAGAACCCAUGGUAACCAGGAAACUAUCAAAUUAGACAACCAUAUUUCACCUGAGAUUCACAUAUUACCAGGUGGUGGUGGAGGAGGACAUAUUAACAAACAUGAUCAAAAUAUCUGA